UGUAUUUGAUGAAGAUUGCUACCUGCUAGCAUAUCUUAAUAAGUUUCCCAUGUAGGAAUACAUAACAUACACCCAUUUGCUCAAGUCCACUCUGGCCCAUAUGAGUUUUCUUCAAUCACAUUCAAGCACACACAGAGAGCUGAAACCCAGUUUCAUUGUUCCUUCUGUCACCUGUCGCUGAAACCGUUUGAUUGUUUACGCAGAAAUGAUUUACAAGUUCAGCAAGUGAUGAGCUGUGAGAAUAACCUAUUCAUUAGGGUAGGCGUUCCCCGCGCUAUGUUGAAUGUGGUGCGAUUUUCGACGCAGAUGCAUAAUUUGCAGCUUAACUUAUCUCUUGGCCCUCCAAUUAAAAUAUAGGAGUUGACCUUCAUCACAGGCGCCGGAGCUUCUCUGCAUCUAUAUAUAAUGGACAUUCCCUGGCUUCUGAAAAAUCACCACAAAGCAGCAGGCCUUUGUCUUUGUGGGCUGAGUUUCUCCAGUAGUCAUACACUCAUACUUGUGUAUGUUUUCUUCCUUUCGUCUAUUAGUUCUUCAUUCACGGUGAAGAAUGAUAUGCAAUGAUCAGUGGUGUUGGCUGCUUCCAUUCUUGAUAUAUAUUGUUGUUCAUGCAUAUGAGUUUCUGAUUCCUUCCUUCAGUUCUGAAGAAGACCCUUGGUCUUGGUUUCCUUGAUGUAAUUUGUUUCAUUCAGUUCAGAGCUUAGUUGCACCAUGCAUGUAGAGGGUCAUGCAUGUCCAUGCAUGUCCAUGCGUGUGUGUAUGCUUUAUUUGAUUAUUAGUACUAAUGAUUUCUCCGUCUAAAUUACAUGGAGAGUUCGUUUACAUCUAACUUCAGUUCUGCACUAAUAUAUGUUAAUUAUCUCACUCGUUGCUUCAUCUUCAGGCAAACGUAUCCGUCUGCACAUAGGCGCACGCAACGUCCGCAAGAAUGCCGAGAACCGUGUCGGACGGAGGCGAAGAUUUCGAUGGCGACGUCUGCAGCCAGACGGCGUCGCAACGUCACACCGACAGCACCCACCACCACCAUGGCUACAAGGUCGGGUUCCCGCCGGCCAAGGGCGUCUUUGCCGAGUUUGCCGAGGGGGUGAAGGAGACGUUCUUCGCCGACGACCCGCUGCGGGAGUACAAGGACCAGCCGAGGUCCAAGAAGCUGUGGCUCAGCCUGGUGCACCUCUUCCCGGUGCUGGACUGGAGCAGGAGCUACACCUUCGGCAAGUUCAAGGGGGACUUGGUCGCCGGCCUCACCAUCGCCAGCCUCUGCAUACCUCAGGUAGCUGGCCGGCUGUUCUUCUUGCAUGCAGCAAUCACGGUACAGUUGGUUGGUUUGUCCACUCCGGCAUGCGUUCUCAUGGUGUCUACUCUUAUCUUGCACCAGGACAUUGGUUAUGCCAAGCUUGCCAACCUGCAGCCACAUGUUGGACUGUAUAGUAGCUUCGUCCCGCCUUUGAUAUACGCCCUGAUGGGCAGUUCCAGGGACAUAGCCAUCGGUCCAGUGGCCGUCGUGUCGCUGUUGCUCGGCACUCUCCUCCAGGAAGAGAUCGACCCCGUCAAGAAUCCACUUGAGUACAGCCGGCUGGCGUUCACCGCAACCUUCUUCGCAGGGAUCACUCAGGCAAUGCUCGGAUUCUUCAGGCUAGGGUUUAUCAUAGAGUUCUUGUCUCAUGCGGCCAUCGUCGGGUUCAUGGCCGGUGCCGCAAUCACCAUUGCCCUUCAGCAGCUGAAAGGCUUACUUGGCAUAGCGAAAUUCACUAAGAAGUCUGAUAUCAUAUCGGUCAUGGAAUCGGUAUGGGGAAAUGUUCAACAUGGGUGGAACUGGCAGACGAUAUUGAUUGGAUCGUCCUUCUUGGCAUUUCUUCUAACUACAAAAUACAUUGCCAAGAAGAAUAAAAAGCUCUUCUGGGUUUCUGCAAUCGCUCCUCUCAUUUCAGUGGUCAUAUCCACCUUUUGUGUGUACAUCACCCGUGCGGACAAGCAGGGCGUUGCAAUUGUCAAGAAUAUAAAACAAGGCAUCAAUCCACCUUCAUUUGAUCUCAUAUAUUGGUCUGGCCCAUACUUGGCGAAAGGAUUCAGAAUUGGUGUAGUAUCCGGAAUGGUUGCCCUUACGGAAGCAAUUGCAAUUGGAAGAACAUUUGCUGCCAUGAAGGACUACCAAAUAGACGGGAACAAAGAAAUGGUGGCUCUAGGAACCAUGAACAUUGUUGGUUCAAUGACUUCGUGCUACGUAGCCACAGGUUCUUUCUCACGAUCAGCAGUCAAUUACAUGGCUGGCUGCAAAACAGCGGUAUCCAAUGUUGUAAUGGCAAUUGUAGUGAUGCUCACACUAUUGUUGAUCACCCCAUUGUUCAAGUACACGCCGAAUGCGAUUCUAGCUUCUAUCAUCAUAAAUGCAGUGGUUAACCUAGUUGACUAUGAGACAGCCUACCUUAUCUGGAAGGUUGAUAAAAUGGACUUCGUGGCAUUGCUAGGAGCAUUCUUCGGGGUCGUAUUUGCAUCAGUGGAGUACGGCUUGCUCAUUGCGGUUGCAAUAUCUCUUGGCAAAAUUCUUCUCCAAGUGACAAGGCCGAGAACAGCUUUACUCGGCAACCUUCCAAGAACAACGAUCUACAGAAAUGUUGAACAAUACCCAGAAGCUACCAAGGUACCCGGGGUUAUGAUUGUGAGAGUGGACUCAGCCAUCUACUUCACAAACUCCAAUUAUGUUAAAGAGAGAAUCCUGAGGUGGCUGAGGGACGAGGAGGAACAACAGCAGGAACAGAAAUUGUCCAAAACAGAGUUUCUCAUUGUUGAGCUAUCUCCGGUAACUGAUAUCGACACAAGUGGAAUCCAUGCCUUGGAGGAGUUGUUGAAAGCACUUGAAAAGCGCAAAAUUCAGCUGAUCCUUGCCAAUCCCGGGCCAGCAGUGAUCCAGAAGCUGCGGUCAGCGAAAUUCACCGACCUCAUCGGCGAUGAUAAGAUAUUCCUGUCGGUCGGCGACGCGGUGAAGAAAUUUGCUCCCAAGUCUUCCCUGAACGUCUGAUGAAGGCGCGUCGAAUGAAGCGAUGUACAGGCGAAGCAAAGAGAUAUGUUGUGAUUCUUAUAGAGCAAGGAGCACAGAAGUACACGACAUAGUUCGUGCAAAGCUAUAGUGGAGGUGUGUGUGGAGUUGGAGCACAUAAGGUUUGCAAGGUGUGGUUGGUGAGAAAGGAGAAGAUGGUGGCCUAGGUGGACAUAAAGUGUGCGUGGUUGUGGUGUGUGUUGGCGAGCAGUUGGAUGUAGGUGUAUCAUGAUCCAUCUUUGGGUUUUUUUUCCUCCAGUUUUUUGGAUCUGUACCACUGUAUCUUGUUAGUGUUUGUACAUCAAGGCUUUAUAAAGAGGUUUUGCAUUUGGCUGA
Hordeum vulgare subsp. vulgare (domesticated barley) is the source of this 3367-nucleotide messenger RNA. Its product is annotated as sulfate transporter 1.2-like. Gene Ontology annotation, cellular component: membrane. The record is from RefSeq and is a predicted model, not a curated record. Gene Ontology annotation, biological process: transmembrane transport. The coding region runs from base 926 to 3013 and encodes 695 amino acids. Lineage: Eukaryota; Viridiplantae; Streptophyta; Magnoliopsida; Poales; Poaceae. The transcript is spliced from 12 exons. Gene Ontology annotation, molecular function: secondary active sulfate transmembrane transporter activity.